Mollisia scopiformis is the source of this 2269-nucleotide messenger RNA. RefSeq names its product peptidase S15. The record is from RefSeq and is a predicted model, not a curated record. The transcript has a single exon. Gene Ontology annotation, molecular function: dipeptidyl-peptidase activity. The coding region runs from base 409 to 2100 and encodes 563 amino acids. Lineage: Eukaryota; Fungi; Ascomycota; Leotiomycetes; Helotiales; Mollisiaceae.
GAUGAUUAUCUAGUACGAAAAUCAGACAAGAUUUCGAGUCUAACGAGACUUCAAACUCGAAUACGAAUCCAGCCUAAGUGCAUAGCAUACCUUUAGCCUAAGAGGAUGACAUGAGUCGAACAAGUUUUGAAACCAAAAAGGGGCGAUGUCCGUAGACAUCGCAAGUUUCGCUCCUCACGCAAUGCCGAAUUCCAAGUACGUCUUCCGCAGAGCCCGAGAUAAUGAGGUAUAUAAACCUGGGUAGAGAGCCUUUGUACAAGACCUUGCGUUCAACACUGCGGAGAUCGAAUUUUCUUGAAGAAAGAGCAGCGCUUUUCACCAUUUGAGCCUCGGCGAAACCGGCGAAGUCAGCGAAGUCAGCCCAUGUGAAAGCUACCCAUAUCAAAUCCACAGCAAUCAAACAACAAAAUGAUUGUCGAACGCGACGUACCUAUCACAGCAGAUGAUGGACUCGUACUUCGAGCCGAUGUCUUCAGACCUGACGAUGAGAAGCCCGCACCCGUGAUUAUGACCCUGGGCCCUUACGGAAAGGGAGUUGAGUACAAGGACGGCUACAAAGACAAAUGGGAUUGGCUUCUGAACGCUCAUCCCAAUAUUCUUCCAGGCUCGACAAAGUCCUUCGAAACUUGGGAAACCGUUGACCCCGAGCUGUGGACAAAAGCGGGAUAUAUCUGCAUUCGAGUCGAUUCUCGAGGAACAGGACGAUCGCCUGGUCACCUUGACAUCUUUGCUCCUCGCGAAAUCAAAGAUUUCUACGAUGCUAUUGAGUGGGCUGGUGUGCAGAAUUGGAGCAAUGGCAAAGUAGGAUUGUUAGGAAUUUCUUACUAUGCAAUCACUCAAUGGCUGGUUGCGGCACUUCAACCACCUCACCUCGCUGCGAUCAUCCCGUGGGAGGGCGCUGCCGAUUAUUACCGUGACACCGCACGCCAUGGAGGAAUUGUUUCGAACGGAUUCCUUGAAGCUUGGUAUCAUCGUCAAGUUGUGUCAAACCAACACGGCAAUCCUUCAGGAAAGACAGACCCUUGGCUCAAGGAACGGGCGACUGGCCCAGCUGAACUCUCGGACCAAGAAUUGCGCGCAAAUCGUUGUGAUCCAGUUCAAGAUAUUGUGGAUCAUCCUCUGGACAAUCAGUUUUACAAAGACCGCACAGCAGAUUUGUCUAAGAUCAAGGUACCUUUCCUGAGCGCUAGCAAUCUUGCUGGGUUUGGCCUUCAUGAUCGUGGCAACCACGAGGCUUUCAAGUUUGCGGCGUCAACCCAGAAAUGGUUGCAACUCCAUCCUGGACGACACGAAGAGUGGUUCUAUCUAAAUGAUAACAUCGAACUUCAGCAGCGCUUCUUUGACCACUUCCUGAAGGAGAUCAACAACGGUUGGGACAAGGAAUCUCCUGUCCUACUCAACACGCGAAGGCCAUUUUCCACCACCUUCGAGCUUCGCAAAGAGACGGAAUGGCCGUUGAAACGAACGGAAUGGACAAAAGCUUACCUCGACUCAUCAAGCAAAGCUCUUUCCUGGCAAACAGCCGGAAAACAGACCAACGUCAGCUUCGAUGCAGCAGGCGAGCCUGUAACUUUCACUUCCGCACCUCUGGAACAGGAAACCGAAAUCACGGGCCCAUUGGCAGCAAAACUCUUCAUCUCUUCCUCAACCACAGACGCAGAUCUCUUCUUGACUCUUCAAGCUUUCUCGCCCGACGGCCGCGAAGUGACAUUCCAAGGAGCUCAAGAUCCCAACACGCCUCUUGCUCAAGGCUGGCUCCGAGCUUCUCACCGCAAGCUUGACACCCAGCUCAGCCUUCCUUAUCGUCCAUACCAUAGUCAUGACGAGCUUCAACCGCUCGAACGAAGGAAGGUGUACGAAGUUGAUGUGGAGAUCUGGCCAACGGCCAUAAUUCUUCCGAAGGGGUUUACACUUGCGUUGCAGAUUGGCGGGAAGGACUUUGAGAGGGGGAACAAAGAGGGAGGGGUGUUUAGAGGUUCGGGACCUUUCUUGCAUACGCAUAAGAAAGAUCGGCCUGAGAGUGUGUUUGCAGGGAAGACGAUGGUCUAUACGGGUGGGGAGUAUAAGUCUUAUGUUUUGCUUCCUAUUAUCAAGGAGUAGUUGGUAGUUUGCCCCAGUAAUCGAGAACAUCAUGCGCAGCUUUUUUAUUACAUGUUUAUUUUCAAGUGUAAGGUCACAGGCAAUGGAAGUUGAAUUGUUGAAUGAGAAGCUGAAGAAUUUCAGUCUCAGUGUGAUAGACUUAUCAAAAUACUACUGCUGUUUGUAUUCG